Ylistrum balloti is the source of this 4389-nucleotide messenger RNA. Its product is annotated as inhibitor of growth protein 3-like. NCBI's taxonomy places the organism in Eukaryota, Metazoa, Mollusca, Bivalvia, Pectinida, Pectinidae. Gene Ontology annotation, cellular component: NuA4 histone acetyltransferase complex. Bases 23 to 1327 code for a protein of 434 amino acids. The transcript is spliced from 11 exons. Gene Ontology annotation, biological process: regulation of DNA-templated transcription. The record is from RefSeq and is a predicted model, not a curated record.
CAGUUAACACAAAAACUUCAAAAUGUUGUAUUUAGAAGAUUAUUUAGAAAUGAUUGAGAAUCUUCCAAUGGAAAUGAGAGAAAAAUUAACAGAAAUGAGAGAAAUGGAUCUGCAAGUUCAAAAUGCUCUGGACAGUUUAGAUGAGCGUGUGAAGUCAUUUUUCAAGAAAUGUAUUCAAACAAAUGUCAAAUCUGAAUCAAAGGAAGAAGAAUUCGAGAAAAUUAAACAAGAUUAUUACAAAUCAUUAGAAGAUGCAGAUGAAAAGGUUCAGUUAGCAAACCACAUUCAUGAUUUGGUUGAUAGACAUUUGCGUAAGUUAGAUCAAGAAUUAUCAAAGUUUAAAAUGGAAUUAGAAGCAGACAAUAUGGGUAUUACUGAAGUCUUAGAAAAACGAUCAUUAGAAUUAGACAAACAGCCAUCUAUCAACAGUCACAGAGCAGAAAAGAGACGACUUCCAACAUCUCAACCUUCUGUAACCAACCAUACAGAGAAAAGGAUCACAACAGAAAAAGUGCUUUCCUCUCUGGCUCAUGAAGCUGCAAGGGAGACAAUUGGGGCACGAAGGCAGUCCAACUCUGGGUCUAACUCACCAGCUAUGCCCAUGUUUAACUCCACACCAGCACCAUCACUUACUUACAGUCUUGGUCACAUGGGAGCCGGAAGUAAUGCAGCUAUUGCCGCAGCCGCAUCUCAGGCUAUUGCAGCAACACAACAUGUGAUGCAGCAGGGCAGGAGAACUCCUAGUAUGAAAGCUAGCUAUGUGGCAAUGUCACGAACAGCUGACCUUACUAAAGAACUUUCCAUUCCAAAAGAAACAGGUUACAACUCACAACCAUCAACACCCACUUCUAGUCAUGAGCCACCGGCAAAAGUACCUCGACAGAAAAAACAAACUUCCAAAGCAGCUCAGUUACUACAGCAUCAACAACAACAACAGCAACAACAACAACAACAAACAGUUCCUGCACAACAACCCAGUAUACCAACACCUAGUCCCCAACAACAGAUACCUCCCAUCCCCCCACCCUCGCGUCCCCAGCCCAGUCAGCCUGUUAUCAGAGAUCCUGUUCCAGCAGCUGAGGAGGUCAGUACAGAGUUACAGAUUGUGGAUGAGCAUGGUACGCCCAUCGACUGGCAGAAUGAUCCCAACGAGCCUCGUUAUUGCCUUUGUAACCAGGUGUCCUAUGGUGAUAUGGUCGGCUGUGAUAAUGAUGAUUGUCCAAUAGAAUGGUUCCACUACGGAUGUGUGGGUCUGACACAAGCUCCCAAGGGCAAAUGGUACUGCCCCCAGUGUUUAGCGGCAAUGAAAAGACGAGGCCGUAGAUGAUGAACAUGACAAUUUAGACUCAAAACUUACAGAAAUCAAGUACAGAUGGUGUCACCUCCUAAAAUUGAAUUUCUUUAAAUUACAACAAAAAAUACAGAACCAAUACCAAUGUUUUUUCUUGUCUUCACAUCUGUACUCAAAAUGGUGACUUUUGAAAGGUUCAAGAUUUGAAGUUUCAUUUUCAUAUCUGGAAAUUACUGUAAACUACAGUGUUUGUAGGCUUAGGUCUAGUUCUUGUGAAAGCGUGUUGUCAUUUUGAGAAAACAGGGUUAAGUUUGGAAUUGACUGAUGGUUCUUCACUGCUGCCGUUUUGACAAGGGUGUAUUGACGGUAAUGUGUUCUCUACAGAAUGAGCCAGUUCAUUCCUAGUUAUGUGUCCAAACUUACUGUGCAGUACAUUGUUAUUAUCCUCAUCUCCAAUAAUGGUCCAUAUUAUUUUGUCAGAUUUACAAGAAAUUUUGUUGCAGGUAUUGUGACAGAAAAUGAACUGGAUUCACAUUUAUCGCUCUACCUCCAUUUAUUCUCACACUAUUUUAUCUAUAUGUGUAUGUGGGGCAAGAAAGAUAUCCAUAUUUCAGGCAAAAAACAACUGUAUUAUCAAAUUUCACUAAAAAUUUACUUCAUAAACUUUCAUAAAAUUAGGCAGAAACCAUUUCUUAGGAUUAAAGAUCAAAUUUGAAUGGAUUGUGUACAUUACUAUAUAGACAUAUCAGCCUCCUCUGUAUGAAGACAUAGCUGGCUUGUCAAUAAAUCCACCAUACCUACUUACCACAUUGUCUUUGAAUCAGUUCAUUAGUGAAAAUUCUUUUCAUAAACACAGUUGAUAAUUUCUGUCAAAUUUUGUUCAUGAGUGCUUCUUGGAAUGAUACAAUGUUGUCACAUAAUUAAAUUGGGCCCUCUUUCCAACUAUGUAUUGAAAUAUGGCCUUUUGUCUCAAAGAUUUUGAAUGGGAUAUUAAAUAUCAAUCAUGUGCUAUUUCACCUAGAAUUGCUGAAUUUUGUAUGUGAUUACAUCAUAAAAAGAUGACAUAGGCAGAAUUACAUUGCUUUUGCAUGUGUAUACCCCUUUUGAUGCUGGAGUGCCCAUGCUGAACUUUCUGUGAUGCCAGAUUUUGUUCAGAAGUGACUGCCAUCAGAUUAGUAAGAUAAGUAAUUAUCAGUGCUUCAUGCUGAAAUAUUGUACCCCACUAAAUCUAUUUGGUUCGUAUAUACCUCAUAAUACCAUAAUGCCAUGUCCUUAACCUUAUAUUUAGGUGGUCAUUGGUCAAGGCAAUAGGGUCAAAGGUCUCAUUUGACAACUUUUGCCAAUUCAUCAUACACUGAUAUUUAUGUGCAUGUAUGGAUGUUAUAGUAUUUCCAGAGUUGGGCUGCUCGCAAUACUUCGUUUAAAUACAUUAAGUCUUUGAUAGUUCAUCUCUAUAUUAAAGGUUUUCAAAUGAAUUAUGAAAAUUCCUAUACAGAUAUUUAACAUCAAAUUUGAUGUGAGGACUUUAGAUCUAUCUGUGUUAGGCUGUUAUGGUCAAAGGUCAUUGUUAUGGUCAAAGGUGAAGGUCACUCUUAUAUCAUAAACUAUGUUACAGUAUUUAACUGAUACAUUUUUUGAUGCUCAUUCACACAAAUCAUACAAGUUUUUUUUUAUCUUACCAGGAGGAUUCCAGAAUUACUUUUUAGACUAUGAAUUAUUUGUUCAAUUUUUCACUGUACCAUUUUUUCAGACAGCAAAUAUGAGGACCAUUUUUAUGGUUGGCUAUUUCCACUACAUCACUAAAUGGAAACCUCUUUACAAUUUCAUCACCCACAGAAUUUAUGUUUGAUUGAAAAUAUUGAAAGGAGUUUGAAAUACAUGUAUAUAUAUAAGUGGACAUGGUGACAGAGUACAAUGUCUGAUUCUGUGGAUGCAAUCAGCAGUUUUAUGUUUGCUAAAUUGGUGUGGAAAUGUCCCUUUAUGUAAACAUAUCAGAAACACUAGAAAAUUUAGCAAGGUUUCAGAUGGAGAUUUUUUAAAGUUUAAAGAGAAAAAGUUUAAAUUUCACUUUUACAGUAGAAAUUGUAUUGCAGUAUUGUUUUGUUGUGAAUAAUUAAUGUUUGUGUGCAUGUGAGUAUACAUCUCCUUGUUUAUUUGGUUGUUUGUUAAAACACACUCCACUUAAGAUACCUAUUAAUGGAAACAAGACAUGCUUAAUGAGUAUGGAUUAGUUUUAUAUAUGGAAGUAAUAAUGGAAGUACUCUCUGUAUGUAUACAUGUAUACAGUGUGUAUGUGAUCUGUUUAAGAAAUAUACACAGAGGUGGAAACAGCAGUAUCUUGCCUGUUGUAAUUAGUGUGCAAAAGUCAUGCUGAAAAAGUAUGCAUACAGUAGCAAAUAUUUCGACAAGUGUUAUACACUGGCAGAUGUAGUUUAACCACGUCUUUCUUUCAGUGUUUACUGACUUGAUAUUUGGUUGUAGUAAUAUAUAUAUAGGAGAUAUGGUUUCCCUGUAAUCAUUUUGUGGAAAAUAAUUCAGAAUCCAGUAAUUAGAAUUUAUAAACUUCCUAUGUGAUGGUAAGCAUGUAGAUAUGCAAUAUAAAAUUUAAGUAGUUCCUAAGGUCAAGGUCAGUGUUUCUUAAAUUUUAAUCAAGGCUGCAGGAAUAUUAUAAUGAAUGAGAAAAGAACAAUGUCCAUUAUGAUUAGUGAGGAUUGGACACUCUACUUCUUUCCACCUUGAAAGAUUUGAUGUACUUCAUUUUCCAUUUCUCUUUGCAGUUAUGUCCAUUUGAAAAAAUAUUAUUCUGCACUCCUGAUAUAAAAAAAAUGAACUACAAAUAAGUUUAAGAAAAAUAACAUUAAAGAUGAGUAGAUUAAAGGUUAAAAUGCUAGUAAUAUGAUAGUCUAAGCAGAAAAUCGACAGUGGAAAACAAUAGUCUCAGGUUGUUGUGUGCAAUGUAUUGUCAGUUGAGAGUGCUUAUCAUAUCAUAUCAGGUUUUCACCACAUUUACUAGAUAAAAAUGAUGUACAUUACAAAUUGUUGUCAGUCUUAAUGUAGAACCACUUAGCUACAGCCUUACCAGGUUUGUAUCACUCAAA